UGAAGUUCUGUUCGGCGUGACAGUCCCGCGCUGGCGGAUGAAGACGAAGUGAAUCCUGAAGAUACUGCCUUCCUUCUAAGAAUAAUUUCUCUCCAAUUCUGCCAUGGAAGCUCUCCGAAGAAGAAUUUCUCUGAGCUUUAAUCUUCUGUUUCUCUUCUGCGUCUUCUUGGUUGUAUUUCAUGUUGGUCUCACUGGUGCGGAUGCAUCCAAUGCUUCUCUCACUCAAAAUGGCAAGCCCCUGCAUCAAUGUGUUCAGUGUGGAGAUGAAGAGAAGAUCGCACCCGGUGACCAAUUCAAAUGCUUGCAGGAACAAGAGACUGCCAAUAGAAUCAGCACUAAUGCAGAUGAUAAGGAUAUUGACAUAAUUGCAGCCUACAGUGAUCCUUCUGGUGCUUUCCGCCUUGGAAGGGUUAAAUUGAAGGAUUUAUCUGCCUCCUGGGUAUGGGAAAAUUCCAUGGAUGGAACCCACCACCAGCCACUGAGCUCUCAGACAGACUCAUUAGUUUCUGGGAUGGAAAAUGAAGAGAAGGUGGAACACUCUGUGGAUGACCAUCCUCCUGGAGAAGAAGGUGAAGCUGAUUUUUCUCAUUUAUCAUCAAUGAAUCCAGUGAAGCUAAAACGACGGGCAAUGCGAAAGGAGAGGAGGGCUUUACGAGCUGCAGAUUUGAUUCGACAAGAUAAAGAGAUAGACAGUCAGAUGGCAGCAGCCGCUAUUGAACGAUCCAAAAGCUUUGACACUACUGUGAAGGGAAAGUACAGCAUUUGGCGGAGAGAUUUUGAAAACCCAAAAUCUGAUUCCACCUUGAAACUUAUGCGUGAUCAGAUCAUUAUGGCCAAAGCAUAUGCAAAUAUUGCAAGGUCAAAUAAUGAAACCACACUUUACAAUACUUUAAUGAAACACUGUAGAGAAAGUCAACUUGUCAUCGGGGAAGCAAAUUCUGAUGCAGGGCUUCACCCAAGUGCACUAGAUCGAGCAAAAACCAUGGGUCAUGCUCUUGCAAUGGCCAAAGAUGAACUGUAUGAUUGUCUUACUAUGGCGAGAAAGUUGAGAGCCAUGCUACAGUCAACUGAGGACAAUGUUAAUGCCCAGAAGAAAAAGAGUGCAUUCUUGACUCAGCUUGCAGCCAAAACAGUCCCUAAAGCCUUGCAUUGCCUCCCUUUACAGCUUGCAGGAGACUAUUUCCUGCAGGGUCACCAUCUUAAUCAUAAUGUUGACAGAGAAAAGACUGAAAAUCCUUCUCUGUAUCACUAUGCAAUUUUCUCAGAUAAUGUGUUAGCAACGUCCGUGGUAGUCAACUCUACGGUUUUGCAUGCAGAGGAACCUGAGAAACAUGUUUUCCAUAUUGUCACAGAUAAGCUGAAUUUUGCUGCUAUGAAAAUGUGGUUUCUUGUCAAUCCUCCUUCGAAAGCAACAAUCCAAGUUGAAAAUAUUGAUGAUUUCAAGUGGUUGAAUUCCUCUUACUGUUCUGUUCUACGACAACUUGAGUCUGCAAGACUUAAAGAGUAUUACUUCAAGGCAAAUCAUCCUUCUUCCCUCUCUGUUGGUAUGGAUAAUCUGAAGUAUCGGAACCCAAAGUAUUUGUCCAUGCUGAAUCAUCUUAGAUUCUACCUCCCCGAAGUGUAUCCCAAGUUGGACAAGAUCCUAUUUUUAGAUGAUGAUAUCGUAGUUCAGAAGGAUUUAACGCCCUUAUGGUCCAUUGAUCUGAAAGGCAUGGUGAAUGGGGCAGUGGAGACCUGUAAAGAAAGCUUUCAUAGGUUUGAUAAAUAUCUCAACUUCUCAAAUCCAAAGAUCUCCGAGAAUUUUGAUCCUAAUGCUUGUGGUUGGGCAUUUGGCAUGAAUAUUUUUGACUUGAAGGAAUGGAGAAAGCGAAACAUCACUGGAAUAUACCACCAUUGGCAAGAUAUGAACGAGGACCGAACGCUCUGGAAACUUGGGUCACUUCCACCAGGUCUGAUCACAUUUUACAAUCUCACUUAUCCACUAGACAGAGGGUGGCACGUGCUGGGUCUCGGAUAUGACCCUGCCCUGAACUUCACAGAAAUAGAUAAUGCUGCUGUUAUCCAUUACAAUGGAAACUACAAGCCUUGGUUAGAUCUAGCCGUUUCUAAGUACAAGUCAUACUGGUCUAAACAUGUGAUGUAUGGCAACCAUUAUCUUCAGCUAUGUAACAUCAGUGAAUAACAAUUUUUUUCCCCUUCUCCCACUCAAUUUUUCAAUAGAAAAGAAUAUGGAAUAGAUGAUUUUUGCCGUUCAAGUUCUAAAAUUUUCCAUACUGACCACCAAAGAAGCACAAUUUGAGGACAGGGGAGCUAGAUUUUUUUCACUGAUAAUGGUUAAAAGGUCCUUUUCAGGUUUUGCACCA
Molecule: messenger RNA, 2363 nt
Organism: Momordica charantia (bitter melon)
Lineage: Eukaryota; Viridiplantae; Streptophyta; Magnoliopsida; Cucurbitales; Cucurbitaceae
Gene: GAUT3
Product: galacturonosyltransferase 3
Molecular function (GO): polygalacturonate 4-alpha-galacturonosyltransferase activity
Source: RefSeq, a predicted model, not a curated record